AUGAGUUUGAGUCAGCUCAUAUCCUUAGGCAACAACUCCGUAGUGCUGUUAAAAGACAUAAUUGGGUCUAAAUUAGGGUCACUAUUUAAGACUAACCCUAACCAGGAGUACCCACUCCCCAAUAUUAUUUCCUAUUCUGGCUUUCUCAUCCUAGUGUGCACGGCGUAUAAGUUAUACGAAAAGUACUACGAAGGAAACGAAGACAAGCUCGAAUUCGCCGGCACCACGGUGUUCGAAGCGCACAGUGCUGAUUGGGAAAAGGAACAGAAGACCCUGUCUGGCCAGAAUGAUAUAAGCAGUAAGCAGAGUACAAGUGGGGGCGAAGAACAGGCCGGAGAGGAAGCCGAUGAAGAGGGGAACGAGUACGAACUGGACGAAGAAUUAGGGGAGGAAUUAGGGGAAGAUUAUGGGGAACAGUAUGGAGAGCCGUAUGGGGGAGAAUAUGGAGAAAUGGUUGACCAGCAUUAUGGGGAGGACUAUGGCGGAGGAGAGUACGGCGAGGAGUACGACGAAGACGGUGAGGAAUACAGCGAAGAAGACAGUGAGGGGGACAACGAUGAGGAGGUCAUCCAGCAAGACGGUGAAGAGGUCGCUCAGGGGGAUGAUGAGGAGGUCGCUCAGGGGGAUGAUGAGGAGGUCGCUCAGGGGGAUGAUGAGGAGGUCGCUCAGGGGGACGAUGAAGAGGUCGCUCAUGCGGACGAUGAAGAAGUCUCUCAGGGGGACAAUGAAAAAGUCUCUGAGUCAGACGACGAAGGGGUCACUCAACAGGACGAUGAAUGGGUAUAUCCGGAGGACCAACACGGAGGAGUGCACUACCAACUAAAAGACGAGGAAGUGCUCGUCAAAUAG
Messenger RNA from Plasmodium vivax (malaria parasite P. vivax), 849 nucleotides. RefSeq lists its product as hypothetical. The transcript has 2 exons. Bases 1 to 849 code for a protein of 282 amino acids. NCBI's taxonomy places the organism in Eukaryota, Apicomplexa, Aconoidasida, Haemosporida, Plasmodiidae. The record is from RefSeq and is a predicted model, not a curated record.